Lactuca sativa (garden lettuce) is the source of this 1716-nucleotide messenger RNA. RefSeq names its product pigment defective 320 (gene PDE320). Gene Ontology annotation, molecular function: phosphatidic acid binding. Gene Ontology annotation, cellular component: chloroplast envelope. NCBI's taxonomy places the organism in Eukaryota, Viridiplantae, Streptophyta, Magnoliopsida, Asterales, Asteraceae. The record is from RefSeq and is a predicted model, not a curated record. Gene Ontology annotation, biological process: ER to chloroplast lipid transport; acylglycerol transport.
UAAAAGGAUUUAGUUUCAGCAGAAGUUCCGGCGGAGUAUCCAUUCAUUCGUACCUGCAUACUGGAAACAAGGAUUAAGAAAAAAGGAUUAGGGAAAAGGAAGAGCAGAGUGUCUUACAAAAUUGAUUCCGAUUAGGCGAAAUUUGGAAAGAAGUUGAAGAGUUGUAAUGAGGAAGUUGAGAUGGGUGAAGGACGACGAUGGAUUCUGGGACUUAGACGUCUCCACUCCGGCCACCCUCAACGGCAUAGCCCGACCCGCACCCGGUGACCCAAUCCCAUCCGUCCUCGGAUUGUCCAGAGGAAUCCGUCUUUCAAGACCCAAACAGCUCGACUUCUUCCAGCGAUUCAUGUUCAUGCCCUUUAUCCCUUCCUACUCCAAUGCUAGUCCUCAUGCUCAUGGAAACGGCUUCUCGCUUCAACGCGUUCUCUCCUUACCUUUCGCCCUUGAUCGCUGGUUUGGAACUGUGCUUGGUCAGUUGAAUGUACAAAAAUUGGCCUCAAGUAUCAAGAGAAAUGGGUUCAGGCAACCUAAUGAUGAAUCUCCAUGGUUCAAAAACAUUGCGAGACAUCUCAGCGAUAAGUCUUUGUACGCCAUUGAUUUCUGCUCGGAGUUCUUCCCUACACCUGAUGAUUCUCUUCAAUUCAGCUUAGAAUCUUAUGGCGAUGAUGACUACAAAACCCCUCGAAAGAAAGCAGUUUUUCAUCACAAGUUCCCACAUCAUAAUCUAACUUUAGAAGCAGCUUCUCCUGGACUUUUUGUUGACAAAAAUGGUGGUUUCUGGGAUAUUCCUUUGAACAUGGCAAUCGAUCUUGCAUCUGUAGCUUCUGACAUUGGCCCAAGUUACCAUAUAUGUGUCAACCAUAAUGCUGGUUCACCAAAAAGCUUCGGAACCCAUAAAAAUGAUGGAAUUCCUCCUGCCUCUAUACAGCCCGGUUUAUCUGCUACAACUGCUUUUUCUUUAAAAAACAGCAUCGACAUAUGGAGAAGUGAAGCACCAAAGCUGAAAAAAGUUCAACCAUAUGAUGCAUUCCUCUCAAACCCUCAUAUUUCAGCUUCAGGAAUCAUUGGUGGUGUGAUGAGUGCUUGUUUUGGAGAUAACUCAGUAAGAGCAACAACAGGAGAUGGUUUUGGUGUUGGUGUGAGGAGGGGCAAUUGUGCCAUUUUAGCCGAUUCAUUUGCAACAGUAUCACUCUCUGCACAGCUUGGAAGUUUCCAGAAGAUGUUCUUUGAUCUAACUCGUUUUCAGGCCCUUCUUGAUUUCCCAUCUGGUUCAACUUUUCUUACAGGCGCCACUCAUUUGGCAAAAGAUUUAUACAAUUCCCAAACACCAAAUCUCAAAACAUUUCAACAAAUUUCUCCAGUUACCACCCUUUCAUUCCAGCAGCAGCUUGUAGGCCCUUUUAGCUUCAGGGUGGAUUCAGGGAUAAAAUGGGGAAUGGAAAAUGGUGAGAGUUUUGUGGAAGUGAAGGAUCCUGUAUUUGCAGUUGAAUAUGCAUUACAAGUUCUUGCUUCUGCAAAAGCGGUAGCAUGGUAUUCACCAAGGCAGCAAGAGUUCAUGAUUGAGCUUCGUUUUUUUGAGUCAUGAAUAUCAUAUUCAUUAAUUCAUAUAUGUUAAUUAUUGUCCUCAAUUGAGUUCUUUAACUUAAGGGCUGUAUGGGUAUUGUUAAGAAGUAUUUAUGAGCUGUCAUUAUGGAAAGUAUCAUAUUGCUGCUAGAA